CCUCAAUGACCUCCCCUCUCUACAUCUCGGAGGCAUCUCCGGCGAAAAUUAGAGGUGCCCUUGUCAGUACAAAUAACCUCCUCAUCACUUUUGGCCAGUUCCUUUCCUACCUCCUCAACUUGGCCUUCACCAAGGUUCCAGGGACGUGGAGAUGGAUGCUGGGAGCUGCAGGACUUCCUGCUUUACUGCAGUUCUUGCUAAUCAUCUUUCUUCCGGAAUCUCCUCGGUGGUUGUUCCGCAAGGUUCCCGCCUCGACCUUGGACUCCGGAUUCUCGGAUUUGACGAGGUGGAGCGCUCGGGAGAUUGCAGAGGAGGAAGGGGAAGCGGCAGCAGCC
This is a messenger RNA of Linum tenue, 335 nucleotides long. Lineage: Eukaryota; Viridiplantae; Streptophyta; Magnoliopsida; Malpighiales; Linaceae. The record is from the annotation of a GenBank genome assembly.